AUGGACCGUCCGCCUUCCACUGAGCGGCCUACUAGGAUAGCUAUUCUUGAUUCUUCCUUCAAUCCACCUACAAAGGCUCAUUAUCAUCUUCUGAAAGCAGCUGCAAGGGUUGGCUGCGAUGCUGUACUAUUACUUUUAGCAACCAAUAAUGUGGAUAAGGGUCAGACAGGUGCAGGCGCCGUGGAGCGUUUAGAGAUGAUGGAAGCCAUGGCUAUGGAUUCUAUUUCGAAUGAUAAGGAAGAUCCUGCACUCCGACAAAUAGCUGUUGGCUUAACUACCCAUGCUAGAUUUAUGGACAAGGCACAACCGAUCUUAGAUCAAUAUGAACCCAACACUGUUCAAUUAUCAUGGAUUAUGGGUCACGAUACCAUGACACGGCUAUUUGAUCCCAAGUAUUACAACGAUGUACAUGCGGAUAUGGCGCCGUUCUUUGAGAAAUGUGAUGUGAUCUGUUCUUCAAGGCCAGGUCAUGGCAGCCGAGAAGAAAUGAUGCGAUUUGUAGAACAGAGUGGACACAAGGACAAAGUCACGCUAGUAGAUAUUAUUGAGACUGAAGAAGUCAAGUCGAGUCUGCCUUCUACUGUUGCCUCUACUGCUGUUUCUACUGCUGAGAAAAGACAUGGAAUCGAGAUUAGAGAGAUAUCAUCGACCAUUGUCAGAGAUGCUGUCAAGAACAAAGAUUGGCUGUUGGUUGAGCGCUGUGUUCAACCAUCCGUUAGAGAGAUCAUUGAGAAAAAUAGUCUCUACGCAUCAUGA
Messenger RNA from Lobosporangium transversale, 756 nucleotides. RefSeq lists its product as hypothetical. Gene Ontology annotation, cellular component: cytoplasm; nucleus. Lineage: Eukaryota; Fungi; Mortierellomycota; Mortierellomycetes; Mortierellales; Mortierellaceae. The record is from RefSeq and is a predicted model, not a curated record. Gene Ontology annotation, molecular function: nicotinamide-nucleotide adenylyltransferase activity; ATP hydrolysis activity. The coding region runs from base 1 to 756 and encodes 251 amino acids. The transcript has 2 exons.